Messenger RNA from Stegodyphus dumicola, 1511 nucleotides. RefSeq names its product actin nucleation-promoting factor WAS-like. NCBI's taxonomy places the organism in Eukaryota, Metazoa, Arthropoda, Arachnida, Araneae, Eresidae. Gene Ontology annotation, molecular function: actin binding. The record is from RefSeq and is a predicted model, not a curated record. Gene Ontology annotation, biological process: actin filament organization.
GCCCUAGCGACAGCUGUUGUGCAGCUCUUCUUGACCGAGGAACCCAAUCAUGCAACGUGGGUUAAAAAGAACUGUGGUGUGGUCUGUUUUGUCAGAGAUGGUGAUCGCCGAUCAUAUUUCAUUAAACUGUUUGAUAUGGAUAAAAGUGCAUGGAUAUGGGAGCAAGAACUAUACAAUCAAUUUGUAUAUAAACAACCAUGCCCUUUUUUUCACACUUUUGAAGCUGAUAACUGUAUGGCCGGUUUGAAUUUUGCCAGUAAUGAAGAAGCUCAAGAUUUUAAAGCAGCAGUACAAAAGAAGCUGCAGGAACGAGAGAGAAGGAAGAGAGAAAAAAGGCGAGCUCAACAGAAUGUUCAGCCUUCAAAUGCUGGUAUAAUAGCAGCACGAGCAAAGUCAGAAUCUAUGCAGUCACUCUCUAAUGGAAGGGAUGUAAGGCAAGAGAAAAGAAAGAAGAAGAAGCUUACAAAAGAAGAUAUCAGUAAUCCUACUAAUUUCACACAUGUGCAACAUGUAGGGUGGCAUCCAGAAACAGGAUUUAGUCUUGAAAGUGUAGAUAAAGAAUUAAAGGAUUUCUUUAGUUUAGCUGGAGUCUCAGACAAAGAUUUAAAUGACAGUGAGACACGAAAUUUCAUUUAUGAUUUUAUUAAUAACCAUGGAGGGGUAGAACAAGCAAAGAGAGAAACAGUUCAAAAAAGUGCUCCUCCUCCUGUGCCAACUAGAGAUGUUCUUCAGACACCUCGUCCACAUCGUGUGCCACCUACAAGAUCAGCAGCACCGCCACCACCACCUCCUCCUUUACCUUCUCAGCCACCUGCUGUUCAACCUGCUCUUCCAUCACUACCAAAAUCUGAUGCUGCUCCUCUCCCACCUCCUCCUCCCCCACCACCUCCCCCACCAGUACCUUCUGCUGGAGCACCACCUCCACCUCCACCGCCACCUCCGCCACCAGGAGCAAAACCUGCCACUUCAGAUUUUCAUCAGUCUACUCCUUCUGUAGAUAAUCGGUCAGCCUUACUUGAUCAGAUAAGAAGAGGGAAAGAACUCCAUCAUGUUGAAACCAAUGGCAAUGCUGCUGCAAAUCAACCAGCAGGUGAUGAUACAAGAGGAGCUCUUCUGAAUCAAAUAAGACAAGGAGUUGUUCUCAAAUCUGUAUCAGAAGACUCUCGGCCCACUUCAGUUCCUAAUCCUCAAGAUGGUUUGGCAGGUGCACUUGCAAGGGCUUUACUUGAACGGAGUCGAGCUAUUCAUCAGACAGAUGAAAGUGAUAGCAGUAGUGAAGAUGAUUAUGGUGAUGAUUGGGACUAAUACUGUGUUAGUCUUAAAGAUGUAUUUUAAUGGGAAUUGUCAACUGUAGGUGAUAAUAGUUGCCAUUCCCAAAUGUAGAAAAAUUUAUCUGGAGAAUUUUAUUCUUGAAAACCCUGUGAUGAAAAUGAAUGAGAGAUGCAGUAUUCUUUGUUGAAAAUGAUAUCAUUAUUUUUCAUCAGUGUAAUUAAAUAUUUAUUUAUCUAGUA